Protobothrops mucrosquamatus (brown spotted pit viper) is the source of this 346-nucleotide messenger RNA. RefSeq names its product lysosomal acid glucosylceramidase-like. The annotation marks the transcript as partial. NCBI's taxonomy places the organism in Eukaryota, Metazoa, Chordata, Lepidosauria, Squamata, Viperidae. The transcript has 3 exons. Gene Ontology annotation, biological process: glucosylceramide catabolic process. Gene Ontology annotation, molecular function: glucosylceramidase activity. The record is from RefSeq and is a predicted model, not a curated record.
GCAACGGGAAGCCGAGCUUGCAUCCCGAAAUAUUUUGGCGACCACGCUGUUGUGUGCGUUUGUAACAGCACGUAUUGCGACACGCAAGAUCCCGUCUCUCUCCCCCCUUUGGGUCAGUUUGUGGUGUAUGAAAGCAGCAAAUCUGGGAACCGGCUGGAACGCCGAGAAGGCUAUUUUCAGAAGCCGACGGCCAAACCAGAUACUCUUCUGAUUUUGGAGACGGCCCAGCGGUAUCAGAGAAUAAAAGGAUUUGGGGGGUCCGUCACUGAUGCAGCCUCCAUCAACAUCCUGGCUCUGUCGCCGAACACCCAGAAAAAUCUACUCCGUUCCUACUUCUCGGAGGAAG